Messenger RNA from Camellia sinensis, 1377 nucleotides. RefSeq names its product hypersensitive-induced response protein-like protein 1. The record is from RefSeq and is a predicted model, not a curated record. NCBI's taxonomy places the organism in Eukaryota, Viridiplantae, Streptophyta, Magnoliopsida, Ericales, Theaceae.
AUUAUUGUGUUCUUACAAAAUACCAGUAAAACUGAGUCGUGGGUUGAAAAAUCUUUGUUGUUCUUGGAGAUUCAAAUUUGCCUUGUUAUUGUUAUUGAUGAUAAUUUGUCGUUGACUCUUUCUUGAUCUCUGUUCUACUUCUUUUUCAGCCAUUUGUUGUACUGGUAAGAACAUGGGCAAUCUAUUCUGUUGUGUACAAGUCGGUCAAUCCACAGUUGCUAUCAAGGAGAGGUUUGGUAGGUUUCAGGAAGUACUAGAGCCAGGAUGCCAUUGCCUGCCCUGGAUCCUUGGAAAUCAGCUGGCCGGACAUCUCUCCCUCCGGCUGCAGCAGUUGGAUGUUCGUUGUGAGACGAAAACAAAGGACAAUGUAUUUGUCAAUGUUGUAGCAUCUGUGCAGUACCGUGCCAUUGCAGAGAAGGCAAAUGACGCUUUCUACAAACUCACCAACACAAGAACCCAAAUCCAGGCCUAUGUUUUUGAUGUGAUUAGAGCGAGUGUUCCAAAGCUCAAUUUGGAUGAUGCUUUUGAGCAAAAGAAUGACAUUGCCAAAGCAGUUGAAGAUGAACUUGAGAAGGCAAUGUCUGCUUACGGGUAUGAGAUUGUACAGACACUGAUUGUUGAUAUAGAACCAGAUGAGCAUGUAAAACGGGCGAUGAAUGAAAUCAAUGCCGCUGCAAGGCUGAGGGUGGCAGCUAAUGAGAAGGCGGAGGCUGAGAAAAUUCUACAGAUUAAGCGAGCUGAAGGUGAGGCAGAGUCAAAGUACCUGUCAGGGUUGGGUAUUGCUCGCCAACGUCAAGCAAUUGUGGACGGUUUGAGAGAUAGUGUGCUAGGCUUCUCCGUCAACGUGCCAGGAACUACUGCCAAGGAUGUUAUGGACAUGGUCCUCGUCACCCAGUACUUUGACACCAUGAAAGAUAUUGGCGCUGCCUCGAAAUCCUCUGCCGUAUUCAUACCCCAUGGGCCUGGUGCUGUGCAUGACGUGGCUUCUCAGAUCCGGAAUGGACUUCUUCAAGGUUCUCACAGUUGAUUUUCUUGUAAGACUCAAGAACAGUUGAUAAAGUUUGGAUAAAAAAACAGGUUUAUUUUUCAAGAAUUGGGAUUGUUUCGGUUUGAUUUCAUUUCAUGGUAAUUGUCAUAUGUCCAUAUAUAUUACUAUGCAUAUAAAGGGGUUAAAGUUUGUCAUAGGGUAUAGUGCUAAAUAGCAAACGUGGCUUGGUAUUUGAUUUUCUGUUCUUUUGCCAUUGAUGUUGUGCGUGAACAUGGUUUGGUAUUUGAUUUUCUGUUACUUCGCCAUUGAUGUUGCGCUUUUCUUAUCUUCAUAUUGUUUCAAUGUUUGAUCUUUAUCAAAGAGGACAGGUUUAAAGUUCAAUUUUAAAA